AUGAGCGAUGGCAGCUUUCACCGUCCCUUGCGAGGCGGCUGCCACUGUGGGCGCAACCGUUACAUCAUCGACGUCCCGGAAGGCACCACCGAGAAAGCGCAGGUGCUCUUCUACACAGACUCAAAGCACAGAGUCCCUCUCGCAACCCCACUAGCCGCCAUGAUCCGAGUGCCACUCUCGUGCUAUCACAGCUCAACCCAUGCCCUCCACCCGGACGAGAGGCACUCCAUGAUCCGCCACGUCUACGAAUCACUCUCCCACCACCCCUCGAAACGAAACUUUUGCGGCUUCUGCGGCACCCCGCUGUCCUACUGGACCGAAAGGCCCCCAACCGAGGCGAACUUCAUCCACCUGACCCUUGCGAGCCUGCGAGACGAAGACCUACGAGAUCUGGAAGAAUGGGGGUUGAUUCCAGAGUUUGAAGAGCCGGAAGGGCAGCCCGCUUUUCCGACAACAACUACGGUAGUUGGAAGGGAAACCCGAGGCGUACCUUGGUUCGAGGGCAUGAUCGAGGGCACCCGUUUGGGCAACCUGCGUCACAGCCAGGUUGUUGAUCACGGCAAGGACGUAAAGAUUAGAGUUGAGUGGGAAAUUACGGAGUGGACCGAUGGAGACGAUGCCAGCGACGUCGCUCCAGCAGCGGAUGGCGAUGUUGACAUGACGACGAAUCAUCCCGGAAAACGCAAAAUGAACGACCGAGAAGAUGAGGAUGCGGCCGACGAGACCUUGCAGAGUGUGUCAAGCACGUCUGCUGCCAGCCGGCCUUGA
Colletotrichum orchidophilum is the source of this 768-nucleotide messenger RNA. RefSeq lists its product as uncharacterized. Bases 1 to 768 code for a protein of 255 amino acids. The record is from RefSeq and is a predicted model, not a curated record. NCBI's taxonomy places the organism in Eukaryota, Fungi, Ascomycota, Sordariomycetes, Glomerellales, Glomerellaceae. The transcript is spliced from 3 exons.